AUGUCUUCAGACUACCAGAAAGGAAUCAUGAUGGAUUUCAACAAUGCUACCAACAACUACUUGAUACAGAACCCACUUACCCCACAACUUGUUGCAGUCUUCACAAUCAUCGCCUGCUUGGCUGUGCUUGGUAACGGCUUGGUCAUCACCGUUAUGCUGCUCAGACGACGAGUGUUCAGCUCCUUCACAAAUCGCCUCAUCCUGCACCAGUCAGCCAUUGACUGUGUUACCGGAGUUGUGUUUUUCGUGUGGCGGGUUGUUUUACAGAUCAUCCAAAAACCAGUGUUCUUUGAGGGUAAUAUAAUAUAUGCCCAGUUAAUCUGUCGGUUCAUUACCGUUGAUUAUUUCGUGUGGUGUAUGAAUGUGACAUCCACCUACAACCUUGUCAUCAUAUCGCUGGAGCGGUUUAUGGCGACUUGCCACCCGGUGAAGCAUCGCAAUACUUGGACCUCUGUCAAGCUGAAGUUUGCCAUGGGAACUGCCUGGGCCAUUGGCUUUAUGUACGGUUCGCAUUUCGCAUUUCUGUUUGAAGUUAAUGAAGGUCAUUGUCAACCUACGGAAUUGGAAACUAGUUUGAAGGUUUUCGAAAUUUCAGCGACGAUUACUAUCGAAUACCUGGUUCCCACUACCAUAUUGAUCUAUACAUACAGUCGGAUAUUCAUGAAGCUCACCAAGAAAUCUGCUAAUCCAGUGCACGGUGCUCGGAAUACCACGAAUAAAGCAAAGAAAAACGUUCUUGUUACGACAAUGCUGAUAGGCAUAAUGUUUGUGUUGUGCUGGACACCGAUAGAAGUGGUGUACCUGUAUCAACAACUUUCAGGAGAUUGGAGCACUCCGUUGUACGAUAUCUUUACCAGUCUGGUGGCCUGCAACAUGCUCGUCAACCCGGUUAUUUACUGCUUCAAGUACGAGAAAUUUCGCUCAGAGCUGAGAAAACUAGUACUCAAGCGGUGUCGUAGAAAUCAAGUCGAAGAUGAGAACACCAUUUCAAUGUCAGCUGCUUCCUCACGAAUGAACACAAAUCUAAUGCAAAAUGGUCAAUCAUCUUAA
Patiria miniata (bat star) is the source of this 1050-nucleotide messenger RNA. RefSeq names its product galanin receptor type 1-like. Lineage: Eukaryota; Metazoa; Echinodermata; Asteroidea; Valvatida; Asterinidae. The transcript has a single exon. Gene Ontology annotation, biological process: G protein-coupled receptor signaling pathway. Gene Ontology annotation, molecular function: G protein-coupled receptor activity. The record is from RefSeq and is a predicted model, not a curated record. Gene Ontology annotation, cellular component: membrane. The coding region runs from base 1 to 1050 and encodes 349 amino acids.